AAUCAGCUCUGAGAGUUUUUAUUUUAUUAUGUUAACAAUGUUUUUUCUCUCUAUAUAACAACACAAGAGAACAAGGCUUCCAUGUAAAAACUUGCUUGCUAAAAUACAUAUAACACUCAGAAGAAGCUAUGGAAAAUCUCAAAGCCGAUGGUCAGGAAACUUCUAAUUUCAAAACAAUAUCCAUCUCAGUUGGUAUGGGAUGCAACUAUAGUAAAAAGGGCUCCGAGAAACUUUCCUGCAACAUGGUUUCACCAUGCCCUGGCUCAUUUGGGCGUUCAUCAUUUGCAGAAGCAAAGAAGCGAUUGGAAAAGCUCGAGCAAGAUUAUCAACACACCUACGAGAAGUACACAGAACUACAAUCAGACAGGUAUAUGUACUACAUUGCUUUUCAACGUCCAGGACAUCACAGUCGCUGGGUUGGCUACUGUAUCGAUCACAUCGAAAAUGUAGUAGAGCAACUGCAGAAUGUUCUUGACAAGCUGAAUACAGAAGAAGCAUCACAAAGAGGAAGAGAAACACCAACAAACGGUAAGCAAUUCUUCUUGACGCACGGUUGUAAAAGCUUGGCACAAGAAAAUAUGGUACUUCAGAAGCUGAAAGCAGAAACCAAAGAGCAAUACACUGAUGGUCUGUGUCAAGAAACAAUUGAUGUCAAAAGAAUUAAUUGGGAGUUCAUUUGCAUUCAAAGAAUAGUUCCACAGAAUAGCAACAAGAAAUCUGUACACGAUCUGUUGAGGAGAGUUAAUGAGACACAGAAGUUGACAGAAAAAGCUAUUUCCAAUGGUGCACUAAUGGGCAACCUCACGAGUCUGGACAAUAUGAAAAAUUCUACAAGUGACUUAAUAAAGGUAAUACAGCAAAUUUCUCCUCUUUACUCAUGGGCUUAUUUCUUAAAACUAAGAAAUGUGAUGAUGUCUGUUUUCCUCUAGAUUGUGACGAAUGUACACAGAGAGUUAGAGAAAGAGAAAAUAGAGUUAGAGAAUAUUUUGCAAGACAGAAUACAUUUUGCAAGAAAAAAUGAAAAAGGAUACAUAGAAAAAAUAAGGGUUUUACGGGAAAAAUGUAAAUGCAUAGUUGAGAGACGUGAUGCAGAAAAGAAAUACUUGCUCGAUUUGGAGAAAAAUUUCAGGGAUAUGAACAAAACUGCUUCACAGAGAAAAGGCUGCCGAAAAGGUAACUUCAGAGAUGUACCUCUAUCAGUUCAAUAACAUGCAAAGUUCUAUUCCAAGGAAUAGAAAGCAAGAUGCCUAUAUAUGUAUGGAUGAUGUAACUGAAGAACAAACAUGUUAAGCUAUCAUGUUGUAAAUCACACUGAUGAUUCAUGUUAUGAUACAGCUUUAUAAGAUGCAUUUUACAAUAUUUCCAUUAAUAUAAGCAACCAAAUCAU
This is a messenger RNA of Arabidopsis thaliana (thale cress), 1387 nucleotides long. RefSeq lists its product as uncharacterized. The transcript has 4 exons. NCBI's taxonomy places the organism in Eukaryota, Viridiplantae, Streptophyta, Magnoliopsida, Brassicales, Brassicaceae. The record is from RefSeq and is marked reviewed. Bases 129 to 929 code for a protein of 266 amino acids.